CCUAAUCAUUAGAAACCUCAAUUCAUAUAUUUAAAUUAAUUACUUAGUUUUUUUAAAAAUUUAAUUUAAAAUACAAAAUAAAUUUCACAGGAAAACUUUGAUGAUUGAUAGUAAUUAUUUUUAAAAAUGCAAUUAAAAUCAAUCACAUUUCUUAUCAAUAAUGAAACCAUUUGAAACAUUCGACGAGUCAUUUGAAAACGCCAAUAUGACCUCGUGUUUAGUUCUGCAUAUAAACUAUCAAUUAUUAAAAAAGUUUAAAGAGCAGUUUCGAAUUUCCAACAAUGUUUGCAAAGGUUAAAAAGAGUGCUUUGAAAUGGACUCCAAAUCAAAAAAAGUCAAAUCAUAAAUAGUCAAACUUUUAAGUGGUCAGGUAAGACAAAAGAAUUUUUCUCAAAUUAAUUUCAAAAAAAAAAUUAUUUGUAUUUUUCUAUUCCUUCUCAUUUACAUUGUAAAAAUGCACUGUCUCUUUCUUUUUCCGCUUAAAGUAUUAGAUUUAUUGCGAUAUAGCUUCACGAACAAGAAAUAAUCAAAUCCAGUUUUAAAGAAAGAAACGAACAACCAACGUCAAACAAUUCUUUGCCCUCCCAGAAUUCCUUAGUAUUUUCAAAGUGAUUGAAGGGUAGACAGUUCCUCAGUUAUCAUUCGACAGCUGAUAUUUAUCUUAUUUUAUCGUCCUUCACCUAAUUUUUUCCGCCAUGUGUUAGUAGUACUUUAACGUAAUUAUUUAAAAUAAAAAUUAUUCAUACGCAGUCCAUUGUUUAUUUCUACACGACGCUAUUUUGAUAGAUUGAAAUAGUCAAAUCGCUUGACUUAUCAGGAUAAAUCUGCUGUCUUCAGAAAUAGAAAUCUUAUUAAUAUAGAAGGAAAAAUGAAUUGUAUGUCUGUGAGAUAUAUUUUUAAAAAAACUUAAAUUUAACAAGUAAUAAUACCACUUCAGAACUUUAGUGUCCAUAUUAUUCACAACCUAAUUAAGGUACAGAUUUAGAGAACGAGUCAUUAGAUAAAGUGUGAAACCAGUGGAUCUAAAAAAAAGAUUGAACUUUCGGAAGCAACUUAAUUUGAAGCUGAUGGUAAAAAAAUUCAACUUUUUGGCCAAAAAAGGCGACGAAAAAAUAAUUCAUUUUGAAUACAGAAAUGAAUCCUUCAGCGAGCGACUUCUUACCCUACCAUAUAACUAACGCAGAGGAUCCUGCUCUGUUACCAAAUCUGAGAAAAAUAAAUGAAUCAGAUGAAACGAAAGAGAAAUGCCUAGAAAUUCUACGCAAGGAUCUGAAAAAUGUAGAGGACAUUGAACCUUGCUUGGAAGAUGAUUUCUUAUUAAGAUUUCUGAGGGUGUCGAAGUUCAACACGUCGAAUGCAUUUCAGAGAGUACUUAAAUAUUACCAGCAGUUUGACAUAACGUUGGAAGCACUCAAAAAAGUGUCUCUACCUGUUCAAAGAGCUCAAAGUGUAAAGUACAUCUGGAUUUCUCCUCGCAGAUUGAAGAAUAAUUCAGCUUUAGCUAUCGCACAAGCAAGAAAUCUUGAUUACAACAAAAUUACCCUCGCAGAACGUAUAUAUCUAGAUAUGUUGGCUGUCAAUGGAGCACUUGAAAAUCCUGUCACUCAGAUAACGGGGUUUACAGCAGUGUUUGACUUCAGAGGAUUCAACAUACAUGCCGCUCUAGUGCACACGCCUUUUUGGUGUAAGAUCUUUAUGGAUACAAUAACGAAAGCAUUUCCUGCUAAAAUUAAUGCUGCCCACAUAGUGAAUCCUCCAACCAUAUUUUGGGCUGUGUUCAAAAUCAUGCGUCCAUUCAUUCCGAAAAAGAUACAAGAUAGAUUAUUUAUGCACUCAAGUGACGGCUGGGAGAGUUUACAUUCUUCAAUACCACCCGAAGUACUUCCCGAAGAAUAUGGCGGAAAAUUGAAAUUCGAUUCUUUCAUUAAUGCUCUGGAAAACAUUGAAGAACUAGAUGAACAUUUUCGUAAAUUUCUUAGAUUUGGUUACAUUAAAAACAAAGCAAGCCGACUGUGUUUCAGACCCAUUUGUAAGAAAAAGUAAAAUUUUCUUUGUGAGAAAACAGGCAUUAAAAAGAAUAUUUUAAGUGCUUGAAUAUUAGCAUUCUUCAGCGAUACACUAACAAUUCUCUGUGUUAAUUAUUUUUAUUUAUUUAUAUGUUUGUAAAUGUCCGCCGCUGUGAUUACUAAUAAAAAAG
Argiope bruennichi is the source of this 2197-nucleotide messenger RNA. Its product is annotated as clavesin-2-like. Gene Ontology annotation, molecular function: phosphatidylinositol bisphosphate binding. Gene Ontology annotation, cellular component: membrane. The record is from RefSeq and is a predicted model, not a curated record. NCBI's taxonomy places the organism in Eukaryota, Metazoa, Arthropoda, Arachnida, Araneae, Araneidae. The transcript has 7 exons. Bases 1135 to 2043 code for a protein of 302 amino acids.